AUGGCGACCACUGUUUAUGUCAAGAAUAUUGCCUCCAACACCGAGGACAAGGAGAUCAAGGACUUCUUUAGCUUCUGCGGCAAGAUCAACUCCAUCGAGGUCACCUCCGAGGGCGAGACCAAGUCCGCGACCGUAAACUUUGAGAAGGAGACCGCCGCCCGCACUGCUCUCCUCCUCAACCACACCACGCUCGGCACCAACAAAAUCUCCGUCACCGGCGGCUCCUCCUCGGACGAUGCCCAUCCCGAUGACUCCACCACCGAUCGUUCCCCCGACGAUGGCCUGACACAAGAAGAGAAGCCCCGCGCCCGCGUCCUCGCUGAGAUCCUCGCUCAUGGCUACCUCGUCGCCGAUACCGGUCUCGAAACAGCCAUUCAGCUCGACGAGAAGCACGGCGUCACCAACAAGUUUGUCAACACCGUCAAGCAGCUCGAUGAGCGCACCCACGCCACAGACAAGGCCAAGGCUGCCGAUGCUAGCUACGGCUUGACCGCUAGAGCCAACUCUCUCCUCACUGGCCUCGCGUCGUACUUUGAGAAGGCUACCCAGAGCCCCACCGGCAAGAAGCUGGUUGACUUUUACACCACCAGCUCCAAGCAGGUUCAAGAUAUCCACGCCGAGGCGAGACGGCUGGCGGACCUGAAGAAGGCCGAGCACGGCGGGAAUGCCUAUGCUGCGUCGGGGCUUGAUAAGGUCUUUGGCCGGUUUACUGGUGGCGCGGCCAAGUCUAAUGAGGAGGUUCCUGGUGGUGCUCCUGCCAAUGCGGCGGCGGUGGAGAGUGAGACUAAACCCACUGCGCCGGCUGGUACUGGGGAGUCCAAGGUCAUUCACUAG
Podospora anserina S mat+ is the source of this 834-nucleotide messenger RNA. RefSeq lists its product as uncharacterized. The transcript is spliced from 2 exons. Bases 1 to 834 code for a protein of 277 amino acids. The record is from RefSeq and is a predicted model, not a curated record. Gene Ontology annotation, molecular function: RNA binding. Lineage: Eukaryota; Fungi; Ascomycota; Sordariomycetes; Sordariales; Podosporaceae.